AUGUUUACAAUUUAUUCGGUUAGGAUAUAUAACCUGCUUAUGGUGUUUUUAGUAACUGUGCUUGUAAUGCCUUUUUUAAGUGUAUUUUUGACAUCAUUUAAGUGUGAUGGAGAAAUGAAUUGUGAUUCUAUCCUUUAUUACAUAAUGGUAAUUUUGUCUUCUUUUGGAAUUGUAUUACUAUUGUUUUGUCUAAUAUUUUUUGAAAUAUUUUUAGUUGAUUACAAGUAGUAUUUAAUAUUAAAUUAGCCCAUUUACUCCAAUUCCUUAUGCUUCUAAAUAUACAAAGUUAAAUUGGAUUGAAUUAUUAUUCAAAAUAUAUUUACCAUUUUUUGCUGUUAUGGAUCCAUAAUAAAAUGCUGAAAAACCAUUUAUAACCAUAUUAUGUAUAUUAUACGGGAUGAUGAUAACUAUGAGAUUAAAAACAAGGUAAUUUAUUGAAAAUAGCGUUAAUAUAAGUAAAUUAAGUUAAACAUCCUUAUUAUUUUGGUUUUCAUUUGUUUCAGUUUGUCAUGCAUUUUUAGAUGAAGGAGAAGUAGAUGAUAUGGGAUUCUUUUAUGAAAUAGUAUGUUCACCUAUUGUUGUAUAUUGUUGUUUUAAAUUAAACAAAAGUCCUGAAUUAAUGAUUCAUAUGAAAAAAGAUAUCUAAUUAGAAGAAACAGUUUAAGAAAUGAUAUUCUUGAUAGAAAAUAGAGAUAAACCAAUGAAUAGAAUGAAAUUAGAAGGAUUUGUUAAAUUACAUUAGAAAGAUUGUUUAAAAUCUGUAGAACUAUGUCCAUGUUCUUUAAUACAUUAAGAUACAUUGAGAAAUUAAGAUAAUGAAAAAACAAAUGAUAAAUAAUCUUUAGAUAAAACAAUUAGAUGGUAUGCUUUUGUUUAAGCCCUUAUUUAGAAUUCGUCUGAUAGACUUCAGACCACAAGAAUCUAAAUAAUUCGAUCAUAUGUAUUAUAAAAAAAAUUAAAGAAUAAAUUUAAAGCAUUUUAUGAAUUGGCUAUUGCUCAAAAAUAAAGAUUGUAAUUUUAGGAUGAGUUUUGUAUAUAUAGAGUGAUGAAUUAAAUUGAAUUGGAAAUGAUUGAAUAAGAUAAGAAUUAAGAGAUAGAUGUUUAAUAAAUAGUAAAUUUUUAAAAUUACUAUAUAUAAUUUGAAACCGCAAUAGAGAAAUCAGUUAAUUUACAUUUAGAAUAUUGGAGAGAAUUAUAAGAAGAAUCACCUGAUAUAGGUAAACUAUAAUAAUUGGGAUCAUUAAUAACAUCAUCAAUAGAUGAAACAGAAUAACUUUAUGAUAAAUUAAUUAAAAUAAAUAAUAUUCAUUUGAAAACUUUAGAAAUAUAUGGAAAUUUCUUAACUCAUGUAGUUAAUAAUGAUAUAGAGGGAACAAGAAUCAUUGAUAAAUCAGAUUAAAUAAGUAAGAAUUUGGAAAUAAAUCGGAUAAUUGAUAGUGAAAAAUUCAAAUAUGAUUAAAAUAGUGAUACUUGUAUAAUUACAUGUUCAGUCAAUUUAGAAAAUUUAGGUGCUAUUACAAAUUGUAAUAAUGAGAUAUCAAAAUUAUUGGGUUAUAAGAAAGCUGAUUUAUUAAGAUCAAAUAUAUCUAGAAUAAUGCCUAGAAUAUUAGCAAGUGUUCAUGAUGAUUUUAUUAGAAAUUUUAUUUAAACAAGUUAAAGUAAAGUAUUAGGAAUAGAAAGAUAAGUAUUUGCAUUAAAUAAAAAUGGAUUUUUAGUUCCAUGUUCUUUAAUGAUAAGAGUUCUACCAAAUUUAAAGAAUGGAUUAUAAAUAGUAGGUUUCUUAAAGAAAAGUGAUAAUACUGAUAAAUUCUUUUAUUUAAUGUUUGAUGAGAUCUCACAUUCUAUUUUAGGGUUUAGUGAAUCUGUAAAUGAUAAAUUUGGAAUUCCUGUUGGUGUAGUUAAUGGUUAAUUAGAUUUACCAAUUAUAGAUAUAGCACCAGAAUUACUUGAAUUAUGUAAAAAGUAAGGAGCUUUCAAUUUUACAAUUAAUACUACAGGAUUAUCAACUAAUUAUUAGAUUGUAUAAGAUGAAAGUCUUGAAGAUUUUUAAUAAUAAGAAGAUUAAUCUGCUUUUUAUGGGGUAUCUAGAGAUCCAUAUGAAUAAAAUAUAUUAUUAGAAAGAAAGGAAUAUAGCUAGAUAAAUGAGAAAACAGUUAAUAAUAAUGAUAAAUCUAUUUUAAAUGAUAAAACUAUUAUUGCACAUGAUUCUAAAUAGACAAAUCUUAGAAUUUAAAAGUAUAAAAGUGCUUUAGUAAAAGGGUUAUUAGUUGAAGAUUCAGAAUAUGCAAAUGCUAAAAUAAAAAUAAUUUAAUUUAUAGAAGAAUAAUAAGAAGAAUUAUUAAAUAAAAUAAUUGAAGAUAAGAAAAUAGAAGAAGAAGAAUAACCAGAUGUAAUUGAAAAUGUAAUUUAAUCAGAAGUAAGUGGAGGAUCAGGUAUCUCUGUAAAUGAAGAAAUUAGAUAAAUUAAAGAUUUUAAAAUAUAAAUGGGGGAAAAAUCGGAGGCAUCAAAAAUAAUAUUAUUAAAUAGAAUUAUCAUUCUAUUAAGUGUAAUUUUAAUUGUAUUAUCAUCUGUUCAGUUAGGAUAUAGAUUACAAUAAAAUAAUGAAAUUUUAAAUGGUCAUUCAGCAAUAACUAUGGCCUAUUAUAGAACAGGAGUAAUGGCUGAUGUAGUAUUCUAUACAAGAUAUUUAUAAUUAAUGGCUUAGGGAAAUGUUACAUAUGAUUAAAAUUUUAGAGAUAAAGUAAAUAAUAAUAAUACUAAUAAUUUUAGUUAAGUUUAUAAGUCAAUCAACUUAAAACUAUACAAUAUUCUCUCAUAAAGUCUAGAAUUGAUAUAGAGACUAAAAAGAAUGUAUUUUCAGAUGCUGCUAUAAAUGUUACAUAUAUAUAUGAUAAUAUUGAGUAGAAUUAUUCUAGUACAUUAAGUGAUGCUAUAUUUUAAUUAGUAACAUCUGCUUCUAUUAUAAGAAAUGCAUCAUUAACCUCAUUUAUUAAUCCUAAUAGUGUAAUUUAUUUAUAUUAUAAUGUAGACUGAAAAUACUGUUAAAAAUGUAUUCUUCAUUAUUAGAAAUGGAUAUCAAUUACUUAGAUAAGGCUCCUAAGAGGUUUCAGAAAUCUUUUAUGAUUUCUUUAUUUUCAUUAUAGGAGAUUAUAAUUCUAUCUUUUAUGCAGUUUUAUCACUUGCUAUUGCUUCAUUAAUUAUUACAUAAAUCUUUUUAAUACCAAUUGUUUUAAAAGUUCAUAAUAUCAAUAAUAAAGUCAUGUCUUUAUUUGGAUUAUUAACUUAAAAAGAUAUCAAAGAAUUAGCUACAAGGAGUGAAUAAUUCAAAUCUACUUUUCUUUCAAAUAUGUAAAAUACUAUUAAAGAAUAAGCUCAAGCAAAAGCUGAAUUAGAAAAAUAAUAAGAAAAACAGAAAAAAAUUAAAAAUUAAGAUUUAAAUGAUUAAUCAAAUGUAAUUGUUGAAAUUAAUAAUGAACAACCUUAACCCUCAAAUGAUAUUCCAUUAUCUUCUAAGUAAUUACCCUUACCGUCAUCUUUACCAACUCAUAAAAAUAUUGAUAAAUAACAGUUAUAAUAAUAAUAAGAACAUGAAGAAUAAUAAAUUUUAGACUAGGAAGCUAUGAGAUAAUAAAAACUCUUAAACUCUAAAGCAUCUAAUACAUUUUCAGUUUCUUCUAAAUUUAUCACCAUGAUGAUGAUUUUUAUGGCCUAUUUCAUUGUUAAUAUUAUAUUAGAAUAAUAACUAACCAAUUAAUCUGUUAUUAUUUAUGAUCAUCUAAAAUAUAGUUUGAUUAGAGCUUAUAAUCUUAAAUAUUCAAUUUAUUUUACUAUUGAAUAAAUCAUUCAAACUACUAAUUUUAAAGAAUAAUAUAUUGAUGCUUUAUACGAAAAUGAAAGACUAUGUUUAGAAUCAUUAUAACAAACAUUUUCAUCUUAAUUUGAUCCAUAUUUAUCACUCUAUAAUUUGUUUAAUUUAUAAAGUUUAUGUCUCCAAUAAUUUGAGACAGAUUAAUUUAUUUUAGAUGUAAAUCAAUGUUCUGUAUUAUCUGGAGGUAUAUUAGAUAGAGGUUUAAGAAAUUCAAUUACUUCCUUAGCCUUAUGGGCUAGUAAUACACUUACUACUGAUAUAAAAGNUAUUAUAAUGUAGACUGAAAAUACUGUUAAAAAUGUAUUCUUCAUUAUUAGAAAUGGAUAUCAAUUACUUAGAUAAGGCUCCUAAGAGGUUUCAGAAAUCUUUUAUGAUUUCUUUAUUUUCAUUAUAGGAGAUUAUAAUUCUAUCUUUUAUGCAGUUUUAUCACUUGCUAUUGCUUCAUUAAUUAUUACAUAAAUCUUUUUAAUACCAAUUGUUUUAAAAGUUCAUAAUAUCAAUAAUAAAGUCAUGUCUUUAUUUGGAUUAUUAACUUAAAAAGAUAUCAAAGAAUUAGCUACAAGGAGUGAAUAAUUCAAAUCUACUUUUCUUUCAAAUAUGUAAAAUACUAUUAAAGAAUAAGCUCAAGCAAAAGCUGAAUUAGAAAAAUAAUAAGAAAAACAGAAAAAAAUUAAAAAUUAAGAUUUAAAUGAUUAAUCAAAUGUAAUUGUUGAAAUUAAUAAUGAACAACCUUAACCCUCAAAUGAUAUUCCAUUAUCUUCUAAGUAAUUACCCUUACCGUCAUCUUUACCAACUCAUAAAAAUAUUGAUAAAUAACAGUUAUAAUAAUAAUAAGAACAUGAAGAAUAAUAAAUUUUAGACUAGGAAGCUAUGAGAUAAUAAAAACUCUUAAACUCUAAAGCAUCUAAUACAUUUUCAGUUUCUUCUAAAUUUAUCACCAUGAUGAUGAUUUUUAUGGCCUAUUUCAUUGUUAAUAUUAUAUUAGAAUAAUAACUAACCAAUUAAUCUGUUAUUAUUUAUGAUCAUCUAAAAUAUAGUUUGAUUAGAGCUUAUAAUCUUAAAUAUUCAAUUUAUUUUACUAUUGAAUAAAUCAUUCAAACUACUAAUUUUAAAGAAUAAUAUAUUGAUGCUUUAUACGAAAAUGAAAGACUAUGUUUAGAAUCAUUAUAACAAACAUUUUCAUCUUAAUUUGAUCCAUAUUUAUCACUCUAUAAUUUGUUUAAUUUAUAAAGUUUAUGUCUCCAAUAAUUUGAGACAGAUUAAUUUAUUUUAGAUGUAAAUCAAUGUUCUGUAUUAUCUGGAGGUAUAUUAGAUAGAGGUUUAAGAAAUUCAAUUACUUCCUUAGCCUUAUGGGCUAGUAAUACACUUACUACUGAUAUAAAAGUUUUGGAUAGUCCAUAAAUCAAAAAUUAUAUUGAAUAAGUCUAUUAUAUUGAUUAAGCUAUUGUUUAUUUAAAUAAUUAAUAUGCUUCAGGUAUGAUAGAUUUUGUUGAUUCCGAACAAUAAAUAGAAAAAAUUAAAUUUUCUGUUUUUAUAAUUGGAUUAGUAUUCAUCUUUUUAUUCAUUUGGACACCCUAUAAUAAAGAAAUGAGUAGAUAAAUUUGGAGAACAAAAGGAAUGUUAAAUAUGAUUCCAUUUGAAAUGAUUAAGGCUUAAGAAAAUUUGAAAAAUGCUUUUCUAAAGGGAAACAUUAUAGCAGCAGUUAGAUGA
Messenger RNA from Paramecium sonneborni, 5578 nucleotides. Lineage: Eukaryota; Ciliophora; Oligohymenophorea; Peniculida; Parameciidae. The record is from the annotation of a GenBank genome assembly.